This is a messenger RNA of Angiostrongylus costaricensis, 2130 nucleotides long. NCBI's taxonomy places the organism in Eukaryota, Metazoa, Nematoda, Chromadorea, Rhabditida, Metastrongylidae. The record is from the annotation of a GenBank genome assembly.
GAGUUCUUACAGGCUCUUCCAUUAACGUGCAAUAAUUCUAUACAGUUUGAUUGUCGAACACUCGCUGAUCCACAAGGUUGUAUUCCUCUCGAAUGGCUCUGUGACGGUCUUAAGGACUGCAAGAAUGGACUGGAUGAGUCUCGUUGUUCGUAUCUCCACUCAUGUCCUGAAGGAAACUUCAUAUGUCGAUCAGGUGACUGCGUGUCAGGCCGCUAUAAAUGUGAUGGUGAGGCCGACUGCCCAGGAGGAGAAGACGAGAGUGGAUGUAAGAACCACGAGACGUUUUUGCCAGGGGCAAGUUCCAUUCGGAAAACUUUCAAAGGUUUUCAGGACUGCCCACUGAGGGAGGAUGAGCACAACUGCACAGGAUCUUCCACUAACAUUUCUGUGAAAGUAACAUCUUGCGAUGUAGGGAUGGUCCUGUGUGCUGAUAAUACUGCCUGUUUCCCAAAGCAUUGGGUAUGUGACGGAGAAGCUGAUUGUCUGGAUGGCAGUGAUGAGGUAAGCGUAUACCCCAAUAAAAGGGAAUACAGUGCAAGGAAGUGUAUUCCGUUGAACCAUACUUGUAACGGAGUUCGUGAUUGUCCAAAUGGCGAUGAUGAGGGUGCACGCUGCAACGAAUGCCAAUCCAGAAGAACUCCGUGCGAAUUCGAAUGCAUUAACACACCGCAAGGUUCACGAUGUAUCUGUCCACAUGGAUCUGUGCUUAAUGCAGAUGAGUUCUCAUGCACUCCAAAGGAUGAGUGUUUGACAACCGAAGGAAAACAGUGUGAGCAGUACUGCGAGGAUCUGCACAACUCGUUCGUGUUUCCACUGUUUAAAAUAGAUAGGAAAGCUUCCUACCCACCAGAUUUCGUUGAAGCAAUUUCCGUUAAUGGACUUUUACGUGUGGUUCGAGAAAAUAUUGUUGGCAUGGGACAGGUCGCAGUCGACUGGAUUGGCGGAAACUUUUACUUUACUCAGCGGUAUCCAUCUCGAACUCCUGGAAUAAGUGUUUGCUCCCAGGAUGGUUUUUUCUUUAUCGCGAAAAGAAAAUACUUGAGCGGAAAAAGAAGAAUCGCCUUACAUCCCCAACGAGGUACUAUGGUUUGGAUCGAGUCAUUUAAUCGUCAUAGGAUCAUGAUGGCUGACAUGGAUGGAGAAAACGUUCGGGUGCUGGUAGAGAACAAACUAGACUAUCCGACUGGUAUUUCUAUUGACCUCAUUCGAGGCGAUGUGUACUUUGGAGACGUUGAACGGGAAAUGAUUGAGCGCGUUAAUAUGGACACGCGAGAAAGGACCGUUGUCCUAACAAAGGGUGUGCAUCAUCCCUACGACUUAAAGUAUUUCAAUGGUUUUUUGUACUGGAGCGACUGGGCUUCGUCAUCAUUAAAAGUGGCCGAAUUGCGCCUUCACCACGAAUCAGCUUAUCUCAUACACUCGUUCGCUGGUUUGCCGUACGGUCUUGCUAUCAAUCACUCAAUAUAUCAGCCAACAACAUCGUCCAUUCCAUGUGCUUUGAACGACUGCCAGUGGAUGUGUGUGUCGAUCCCCAAUAUCGAGGGUGAACUGGAGGCGAAGUGUCUCUGUCCAGAUGGCUAUGAUCGUUCUGCAAACGGUGACUGUCUGCCUCUCAGCGACCCGACUACAACAGAUCCUGAUGGGUCGUCACUCAAAGACGAAGGCGAUUUGUCGCACGUCGGUGUUGCAUGGAUGAAAGAGCGUUGUGAUGACGGAGAUGGUUGCCUAAAUGGCGGACAGUGCAAGGAUAUUAAGAAUGAACAUGGCCGAGUGACGAAGAUAAUCUGCAAAUGUGAAACUCCAUAUGAAGGAUAUCGAUGUGAACGUUUGAAUCCAAUCAAGGAACGAGCAGAGCAGUUGGCUGGUUCAUCACGGCCACAUUGGUUGGCCCUAUUCACAUUUAUGCUUCUGAUUUUACUGGUCCUUAUCUUCAUCUUUUCAUAUCUUAAGAUGCUUACCUUGAGUUCUUUUUCAACUUCUCGAACAACUGUGGAUGUAUUUUUUCCCACCAAGCCCUACAAUUCAUCAUUGUCAAUAGAACCCGUGACCUACCUUAUCUUCAAGGUCCAGUUAGCCAGUGAAAUUCUUUCGAACCAUCACUGCCUUGCGCAUUCGUUAACACUUCCUUAG